ACUUCCACAAUAUCUUUGACAACUUCACACCCCCAAAAUCGUGUCAACCACAAUGUCCUCCCCCCAGUCAGCACGUCGAACUCGCCGCGUCAAGGCCUCGUCUACCCUCGCUGAUAUGAUCGUGCCGGAUGCUGGAACGUCACCGGAUACCACCAGCUCCACGACUGAUACGAACGAACUUUCGCAACAAGAGGAUUCGCAGCAGCUCAAGUCGCUGGCACGCAAGCUCCAGCAAACCAAGCGACAGCUAUUGCUUAAGUCUGUCGAGCAACCACACGACUCUAUUGGCCAACUGCGCAAGCUCAUGCUGGAUUUGACGAUGGAUUCCAUGGACUUCGACCAUGUGGACAGAUCCCCCUUCGGUUCCCUUGCUGGAUCUAUUCGACGGAACAGGUCCGUCAGUGAUUCGUCCUCCGAAUAAAUUCUCAAGGUUUUGCUUUCCCUUGCACUCCCUUUCGACAGUGAUUUCAGGAAUCGAUAUCAGACCCUAUCUUGAUUUCUUGAUGUGUAUCCCCGUGUUUGAUUUUACCUACGGACGUCAGAGUCUACUGUAAUUUCUACGAGCUGAGAGAGUGCUCUCUGCCUCUGUUGGUAAGCACACUUACAAUCAUCAGAGAGGCAGGAGCCUUAGACAUAGAGUAGUGCUGUUUGUAUUUUAUAAAUAUAUUUUUUGCAAGAUUGUCU
This is a messenger RNA of Phaeodactylum tricornutum CCAP 1055/1, 684 nucleotides long. RefSeq lists its product with no specific name. Bases 53 to 421 code for a protein of 122 amino acids. The record is from RefSeq and is a predicted model, not a curated record. The transcript has a single exon. NCBI's taxonomy places the organism in Eukaryota, Bacillariophyta, Bacillariophyceae, Surirellales, Neidiaceae.